UCCCGGUCCAAUCUGCGCGCUCCGGGGUGACAUAAUGGAAGUUUUGGGCUGGGAGGCCAGAGGAGUGUGGUGGAGCUGCGUCUGGAGAGGAGAGCGAGUCCGGACCCCCGACCCAGGAGCACCAGGUCCGACUGAGAGGAGAGUCAAGAACGGGAUCUGGACCUGAGACUCAACACGGACCGUGUCUUUCUUCCUGCUCUGAUGUGAAUGUUGGUUCGCGACGCCCCACACUCCCUCAUGAGGGUGUCGGAUGAAAACCAGCUUUAAUCCGGACUCUACCCGGACCCCGCCGAACCCUCUGAGGGUCUCCAACCUGAAAUACACGAUGAUGAAGAAGGAGAGCAGUCUGAACCCGGACCAGAACUCCGAGCUGAAGUCCGGCUCGCUCCGGGACACGGGCGGACUUUUAAACUCGCUGGACCUGGGACUCCUUAAACUGACCCCACCGGACCUGGAGCGCCUCAUAGUCCAGUCCAGUGGUCUGGGAGCCGCCAGCAACAUCCCGAACCCGCACUUCCUGCACCCGAAGUCUGGCAGCGACGAGCAGGAGUUCGCGGAGGGGUUCGUGAAGGCUCUGGAGGACCUCCACAAGCAGAACCAGCUGAGCGAGGCCGUGGAUCUGCUCGGACCAGCUGGGUCCGGCUCUGCCGGGCUGCAGCCUCCGGACCUGCCUGUCUACACCUCCCUGAACGGCUACACCUCCAUGAGCUACACGGACACCACCCCCUUCCCCCCCCUGAACCAGCAGGCUGCGGGUCUGGCCCGGCUCCAGCAGCCCGGCGUGAAGGACGAGCCGCAGACGGUUCCGGACAUGCAGAGCUUCGGAGACAGUCCCCCCCUGUCCCCCAUAGACAUGGACAACCAGGAGCGCAUCAAGGCCGAGAGGAAGAAGCUGCGGAACCGGAUCGCAGCCUCCAAGUGCCGCAAGAGGAAGCUGGAGCGGAUCUCCAGGCUGGAGGAGAAGGUGAAGACCCUGAAGAGCCAGAACACGGAGCUGGCCUCCACCGCCAGCGUCCUGCGGGAGCAGGUGGCGCAGCUCAAGCAGAAGGUGAUGAACCACGUGAGCAGCGGCUGCCAGCUGCUCACCAGCCACGUCCAAGCCUACUGACCCCCCUGCGAGGCUUUGAUGAACACAUGGACCGGUUCCGAGUCCUGACUGACGAGGAGGCUGGGAGAUCGAUACAUGUUAUCGAUACCACCCCGGACCAUAAUGGGAUCGAUACCUGAGAUUGUGUCUUUCCAAAUCAGCCAGCGAAGCGGUCCAGUUAUCGAUACUCUCACGGGUAUCGGAUCAAGAUGAGUGUGGUUGAAUUGAUAAUAAUGUACUUUCAGUAAAGGUGUGCCAAGUGAUCCAGAUAUACCAUUAUGGACUGAUCUUUUCACCUAUGAAAAGAUAGAUAUCCAAAAGAUAUUAUACUGGUCAAACUGAUGUUUGACCAGUCAAGUGUGCAGAUCGAUCCAUAUAUCGAUACUGUCGCUGACGUCAGGAUGAUGCCAGCACAGUUGCAGGGUUCUCUUCCAGUUUAAGUAUUUAUGUUUGCUCUCCAUUCCCUGAAACUUAAGUGUUUUUGUUUAUGACCAAAAUGUUUCAGAUUUAAAAAUAUAUUUUCUAAUAGUAAGUGUGGGAAUCUUAUCAAACCCAAGUCCAGAAAAAAAAGGAAAGAAGUGAAAACGAUUUUUGUAAUUUUUUUGUAUGGAA
Molecule: messenger RNA, 1699 nt
Organism: Nematolebias whitei (Rio pearlfish)
Lineage: Eukaryota; Metazoa; Chordata; Actinopteri; Cyprinodontiformes; Rivulidae
Product: transcription factor jun-D
Exons: 1
Coding region: 251-1108 (285 amino acids)
Biological process (GO): regulation of cell population proliferation; regulation of cell cycle; regulation of transcription by RNA polymerase II
Cellular component (GO): transcription regulator complex
Molecular function (GO): DNA-binding transcription factor activity, RNA polymerase II-specific; RNA polymerase II cis-regulatory region sequence-specific DNA binding; transcription factor binding
Source: RefSeq, a predicted model, not a curated record